AUGAGAUCUUCGAGCAUCCUCGUCCUCGGUUUGGCCGCAAACACCCUUGCCUACGCGCCACAACAAGUCCUCAGCUCGCUCGACCUUUCAGGAAGCUCUUACGAGUGCGAUAACGGUGCGAAGCCGUCAGUCGUCUGUAACGACGCAUCUGACAAACACAACUGUUCUUGUACUUGUACCAACGGUAUCAAGUUUGAGCACCCUCUCGAUCCCUUCUCCUCCGCAACCAGUGGAGGUAGCAGCCAAAUUGUCGACAAUGCUGCAUGCCAGGCCGACAAAGACCUUCUGAUGGCCCAGGUCAAAGGUCUCACAGACGACCAGCAAAAGAGCCUCCAGAGCCAACAAGAUUUGCUUGACCGAAUCAGUACAUACCAAAACACUUUUCAUUACCAGGGUUGCUUCACCGAUGCCAACCCCCAUGUUCUUGAUGCUGUCUUAGAAGUGAUACCAAAUAUUACGGUGGAGAAAUGCGCGGUCAGGUGCAAGGCAUACAAACACUUUGGUAUAAACUAUGGCAGUUAUUGCUUGUGUGGGGACACAUUCGCAAACCCAACAAAGGAGAUCGCUGAGACUCAGUGUAGCAGUCUUUGCAUAGGUGAUGAUCAAAAAAGAUGUGGAGGACAUACCAAGCUGUCAAUCUAUUCGAAGCCGGUUAAGAGCAGUGUUUGA
Messenger RNA from Alternaria arborescens, 669 nucleotides. RefSeq lists its product as hypothetical. Gene Ontology annotation, cellular component: plasma membrane. The record is from RefSeq and is a predicted model, not a curated record. The transcript is spliced from 2 exons. The coding region runs from base 1 to 669 and encodes 222 amino acids. Lineage: Eukaryota; Fungi; Ascomycota; Dothideomycetes; Pleosporales; Pleosporaceae.